GAGAGAAGAGAGAGAGAAGAGAGAGAGAGAGAGAGGAGUGGGAGACCCGCGAGAGGCUGCCGUGUAGGGACCGUAGACUCAGCGACUGCGAAGGAGGGAUAAGGGGAUGGCCGGGAUCGGACCGAUCAGGCAGGACUGGGAGCCGGUCGUUGUGCGGAAGAAGGCACCCACCGCCGCCGCCAAGAAGGAUGAGAAGGCCGUCAACGCCGCGCGCCGCGCCGGUGCGGAGAUCGAUACCAUGAAGAAGUACAACGCUGGUACGAACAAGGCGGCAUCCAGCGGUACAUCCCUCAACACCAAGCGCCUCGACGACGACACCGAAAACCUCGCCCAUGAGCGAGUUCCAAGUGAUCUGAAGAAGAAUCUCAUGCAAGCAAGGCUCGAUAAGAAGCUGACACAGGCACAACUUGCUCAGAUGAUAAAUGAGAAGCCACAGGUGAUUCAGGAGUAUGAAUCAGGCAAGGCAAUCCCCAACCAGCAGAUCAUUAGCAAGCUCGAGAGGGCCCUGGGAACCAAGUUGCGUGGCAAGAAAUAGCUUUCCUACGAGUUUGUGUCCCGGAGCAUCAUAAUAGGGGGAAGACAAGGCAAGCUGUCUGCUUAUUUGUCUAUGUUUGGUAUCUCAAGUCCUGCGGACUGUUUCUGUUGGCACAAGAGGGAAUAAAUGUGUUCACGGACCUGUAAUGCUUGCUCCUUGUCAUAUGACCUUGCUCUAAACAUUUGUGAUGAAGCUGUCAAGGUAAUAUAUUUUCUCUAAAUAUUUAGCCU
This is a messenger RNA of Zea mays, 765 nucleotides long. RefSeq lists its product as uncharacterized. Gene Ontology annotation, molecular function: DNA binding. Lineage: Eukaryota; Viridiplantae; Streptophyta; Magnoliopsida; Poales; Poaceae. The coding region runs from base 107 to 535 and encodes 142 amino acids. The record is from RefSeq and is marked validated. Gene Ontology annotation, cellular component: nucleus. The transcript is spliced from 4 exons.